AUGAAAGUCGCCCAAAGUCCAAAGUCGUCCACAUUUCGUGCGGAGAUCGACCACAUACUCGCCGACCGGAGGUGCUGUCUACCUAACGUUUCGGUAGUACUAUCCUUUUGUAGUGGUUUCGAUCACCGUCUCUAUCGUGCAGAAACACGACCUAGCCACACGAUGGGCAAGAACAUGUGCUAUCAACAACGAAUGAGGAAAGAAGUAUACGACGACUGCGAGGACUCCUUGCGCCAAGGUGACUGGCACAUUGAAGAGGACACUGAAGUGUGA
Messenger RNA from Necator americanus (New World hookworm), 273 nucleotides. RefSeq lists its product as uncharacterized. NCBI's taxonomy places the organism in Eukaryota, Metazoa, Nematoda, Chromadorea, Rhabditida, Ancylostomatidae. Bases 1 to 273 code for a protein of 90 amino acids. The transcript has a single exon. The record is from RefSeq and is a predicted model, not a curated record.